This is a messenger RNA of Brienomyrus brachyistius, 1568 nucleotides long. Its product is annotated as protein FAM107B-like. The coding region runs from base 171 to 590 and encodes 139 amino acids. NCBI's taxonomy places the organism in Eukaryota, Metazoa, Chordata, Actinopteri, Osteoglossiformes, Mormyridae. The transcript is spliced from 4 exons. The record is from RefSeq and is a predicted model, not a curated record.
CGCCCGGCCCCCGCGCCCCGGUUAAGAGUCACCUUCCGCCUCCGCUGCCGGUUACUGUCCCCUAAGCGUGGAGUAGCCGGCGUGCUGAACGGGGGAGCGGCCGCUCAGCGCGGCGCGGACUAUCAGAUCAGUGCCAGGAGCAGACCUCCCUGCCCAGGGCACACAGCAUUAUGGCCGAGCCAGACUACAUGGAUGACGACUGUGACGACCUCAUCAGGCCCAAGAAGCUGGUGAACCCGGUAAAGACGUCCCGUAACCAUCAGGACGUCCACAGGGAGCUGCUGAUGAACCAGAAGAGGGGCCUGGCUCCUCAGAACAAGCCGGAGCUGCAGAAGGUUCUGGAAAAGAGGAAGCGUGACCAGGCUGUCAAGCAGCAGAAGGAGGAGGAGGAGGCACACAGGAAGCAGUCAGAUCUGGAGGUGGAGCUGCAGAAGCGGCAGCAGAGGCUGGAGCAGAUGGAGCUGCAGCAGCAGAGGGAUGAAGAAGAGCAGGAAAACGCCCCUGAAUUCAUUAAGAUGAAGGGCAACCUCAGGAGGACAAGACAGGAGGCGGGGCCACAGGAGGCGGGGCCUCAGGAGGCGGGCUGCUAGGGGCCCCUGCUGCCCUGGCGAUGGGGAGGCAGUCUGUCUGAUGUGUGGAGCAGUGGACUUCAUGUAAAUGGGGGCCUGUCACAUCAGUGUUCAUAUCCAAACCCCACCCCACCCCCAGAAGCUGACCUGCUGCUGUCACAGCGCCACCUGGAGGAGAGACGUGGUUGAUGUGAUGUGUAUGGGCGGGAUCUCGGGCACUUGCUGGACGCCUCAGUGCCGCAUAGAUGUAUGUAAAGCCAAAGCUGUGACCUGGAUGCUUUCUGAAUGCUUGUACUUUUAGGACUUUCUCCUCUGGACCCACGGGAUCCUCCCCAGCCGUGCAUCAUUCUGGGUAUGAUAAGAGUAGGAAUUUUUAUGUGCUCGGACAGAUGCUCUGAGACGUGAUUGCUGCAGCCUCUAGCUGCAGGAAAUGCCAGUAAAGAUCAGAAGAGGCAUUUUCUUGUUGACCUUAGGGCUGUAUGGGAGGGACAUGGAGUGAAGGGGACUGCAUCCCUACCUUCAUCUCACCCUGACUCUGCUGCCUGUCCAGCCAUCGCUGACCACAGUCUUAUCCCUUUGCUUCUUUAAAAUGCUUUUUUGCUUAGAGCACAGGGUAACAAUGCAUGUUGCAAGUGCCAGCUAAGCUAAGCUGAGCAUCAUGGAUAAACGCAUGAGUUCGUCUGCUGUGACUAUAUGAGGAACGAAAUCUCCAAAGGCCACAAUUACCCGGUUCUGAUGUCUCUCCCAGCUGAAUUCUUUACUAUUAUCUUGACAUAAAUUCUGCUGUGAGGUCUGUCAUGCCUUAGCACUGAAGUGAGGCUCCAGGAAGUGCAGUAUCAUGUAUGAUCAGGAGAUGGCAGCAUAUCACACAUCACCUGUUUGGAAAUUUCAACUAAUUUCAGGAAGCUGAUAUCAGCCGGAUGUAAAGGUCUUGUUAAACAUCCUGUAGCUUUAGUUUGUUUUCUUCAUGGCUGAAAGAAAUAAAGCCUGCUUUUGAAA